ACCGGAAGAAGCUUCCAGUGGUAUUUGCAGCAGAGUGUGUUCAUUGACAGCAGUCUGUGUCGUCACCGUGGUCACCAUGGCUCUCCUCUGCAGAAGUGCUGUCUCGAUCCUGAAGUCGUCCCGAGCAGCAGCUCCGUCCGUGCUGUCUGCUGGCCGCCUCUACAGCUCAGGUGGCCAGUAUGAGUAUAUUUUGGUGGAAAAGCGAGGUGAGAAGAGCGAUGUGGGUUUCAUCCAGUUGAACCGGCCCAAGGCUCUCAAUGCUUUGUGCGACGGGCUGAUGAGGGAGGUGGGACAGGCCCUGGAUGUCUUCGAAGCCGACGGCGGCGUCGGAGCUAUCGUCAUCACCGGCAGUGACCGAGCCUUCGCCGCCGGAGCGGACAUUAAAGAGAUGCAGAACCGAACUUUCCAGGAUUGUUACGGUGGAAACUUCCUGGCUCACUGGAACAGAGUGUCCACAGUGAAGAAGCCUGUGAUUGCAGCGGUCAAUGGAUUUGCUCUGGGUGGAGGCUGUGAGCUGGCAAUGAUGUGUGACAUCAUCUACGCCGGAGAGAAGGCGCAGUUUGGUCAACCAGAGAUCCUGUUGGGGACCAUUCCUGGGGCGGGUGGCACCCAGCGGCUGACCCGCGCGGUGGGCAAAUCCCUGGCUAUGGAGAUGGUACUUACAGGAGACAAAAUUACUGCGCAAGACGCCAAGCAAUCAGGUUUGGUGAGUAAAAUUUAUCCGGUGGACCAGUUGGUGUCUGAAGCUGUUAAAUGUGGCGAGAAAAUUGCUGCCAACUCCAAACUGAUCUCUGCUAUGGCUAAAGAGGCUGUUAACGCAGCUUUUGAACUGACUUUGGCUGAGGGGAAUCGUUUGGAAAAGCGCUUAUUCCACUCUACCUUUGCUACAGAGGAUCGUAAAGAAGGCAUGACGGCUUUUGUGGAGAAGAGAAAGGCCAGUUUCCAGGACAAUUAGAAAAGAGCAGACCAAGAGCUUGGCCAAGAAUGCCACAUUUUGGAUAUCUGCGAUUCAUUUCCUUAUCUGCAAUAAGUUGAAUGAUUCCUGAUCGUAGUUGAACAUACACAAUGUUUAAAUUGACAUUUGGCACUGAGUGAUUGCACAAGAGUGUCUUUUCACAGUGAUGCUCUACCUGCUGAGGUUUGUUAUCAAAAGCAUAUUCAGUCUGAGUGCAGGAGUCCAGUGGGGUUUGUAUGUGAAUACUAUUUGAUAACUAUGCCAGUGUGUAGUAGGAGGAAUCAGUGUUGAUGACUUGUACUGACUUUGCCUUUUCAUUUUCACUAUCAAAUGUGUGUCUGCAUUUUGUAGGUAACGUAUUCCUCUGUACAUUUUACAAAUAAAUCUCUCAAGUGGUUUUCAGUACUGUAACUGAGACAUAAACAGACUGCUGCUCCA
Sebastes umbrosus (honeycomb rockfish) is the source of this 1393-nucleotide messenger RNA. RefSeq names its product enoyl CoA hydratase, short chain, 1, mitochondrial (gene echs1). The record is from RefSeq and is a predicted model, not a curated record. The coding region runs from base 77 to 955 and encodes 292 amino acids. The transcript has 8 exons. Gene Ontology annotation, biological process: fatty acid beta-oxidation. NCBI's taxonomy places the organism in Eukaryota, Metazoa, Chordata, Actinopteri, Perciformes, Sebastidae. Gene Ontology annotation, cellular component: mitochondrion. Gene Ontology annotation, molecular function: enoyl-CoA hydratase activity.